CAGUGUAAAAGCAAAUGCGUAGGAUAUCAUUGAGAUUUCAUCAUUGUGUUAUUAAAUUAGUCAAUUUAAGUUAUUAAACGGUGAUUACUGGUAGAGUUUAUGAGAAUGAGUUUAAAUGAUCCUCCGACCCUAUCCAGGGUUCGGCAUUGGUCGUGUCCUGACAAGCUUCCCUCCACCCCCUCCCUGGACACACCAUUGUCCCGCCCCUUCUACAGGGAGAUGGAGGACACCCUGGCCCGCCCCCUGGCGAGCUGGGAGGAGAAGGUGUUAAGGUGGAGGGAGGAGAGGAUGAGUAGAAGACUGAAGAAGAUUGCUCUCGUCUCAAUGAUGAACACUGACUCCGGAACCAACCUUGAUUUAACAAAUUGUCCUUGGUUUGAUCUGAAGACUGAUUUACUAAGUGAUGAUGAAGGAAGACUGGAUAAAUGUAUUGAAGAGAAGGACGGAUUGAACCACAGAAGAGCUGAAGAGAAGGACGCAUUCAACCGGAGAAGAGCUAGUUUUCCUUCGACGGAUUCGUGCGGGGUUGAAGACCAAGGUUCAUCUUUUCCUACUCAGCAACCCUGGGAGGAAUACAACCCUGAAUUAAGUUCAUAUCCCGGAGAAAUCCAAAACACCGAACCAGAACUUGCCAGACUAAAUGUUAGGCUUGGUAUAAGUUCUAUUCUCGGAGAAGCAACCCAACCUGACAAUUUAAGAAGAGUUCAGAACACAACUAACAACCCUGUUCAUAUACCCGUUCAUAGAAGUCCCCAAAAUAUUCAACCUUGUCGCGAAUGCUCCCAAAACCCCCUCGGAUGCUCCCGAACAACGCCUAGUUGCUCCAAACAUAUAACUAGUUACCCUGGAACUAAACCAUGCCACUACAAACCGAUUUCAAUCUACGAACAGCUUGACUCCUCCCCUCCCAACCAAACCAAACCAUUCACUGUUGAAUUCUGUUCCUAUAUAUAUUAUUUAAUUAACCCAGAGAAACCUAGUGUUAAUCCUAGUACCUGUACCAGCACGGAGUAUAAAAGAACCCGGAGUAGAUCCUGGUUUAGUCCGUGGACCUAUUUUCUCCUCUUCUCAAUAGUCUUGAUCAACUCCUGCUCACUGGUUGCUGCAAACCAAGGGCCCCAGGUUUGUGUCGCCAAUAUCAAUAUAAACCACAAGACGAACUGGGCUGAUCUGGCCAAGUACAGUAACUGUACUGUACUGGAGGGAAGCUUACAGAUUAACUCCGCUCUACUGGAUUAUCAGAAGGCCGAAGACAACUUAAACUUCUCGUUUCCGCAUCUAGUUGAGAUCACUGAUUACCUACUCCUAUACCGGGCAAACCAGAUUGAGAACCUGACCAGUGUUCUCCCCAAGCUGGCGGUCAUUCGCGGUCACCGGCUCAUCAACAACUACGCCCUGGCCAUAUACCAGAUGAAGAACAUGAGGACUCUGGGUCUGCUCAGCCUGACGAACAUCAUGAAGGGCGGAGUAAGGAUCGAGAAGAAUCCGUCCCUCUGCUACGUGGAGACGAUUGACUGGAGGCAGAUUGUGAUAGAUCCGAUACAUAAGAAAUCUCACAUCUUCAUUGAAGAGAAUAUGGACGAACAAGCAUGCUCUGACACGUGUAAGCCCAGCUGCGAAAACAAUUGUUGGGAUGAAGAUAAUUGUCAAAUAAAGCUUGUAAAAUGUCCGGGUGGAAUUGACGGUUCCGCCGGCCAGGACGAGUGCUACGCGGAUAACCAGGGUGAACCCAAGGUCCCCUGCUCGGCGGAGUGUAUCGGCGGAUGCUCCGCCAAAACCUCCCCCGAGCACUGCUACGCCUGCAGGAAUCUCUGGUACCAGCUACAGAACAACUCAACCGUCUGUGUCGAGAAAUGUCCUGAGGGCCUUCUCUCGUAUAAGAACUGGAAGUGUAUUACGGAAGAAGCGUGUAGUAAUCUUGAGAAUGAUGGAGGAUACAGGGAGGAGGACAAGUUCUACAAGAUACACACUGACCUCAACAGGCAGGAGCAGCAGUGCGUCGCAGAGUGCCCGGCCAACUAUCAGGGUACAAAAGAUCAAAAUGCGAAGAGGUGGGAGUGUACUCCAUGUCAGAACUGUCCAAGACAUUGUGAUGGCGGAGUGAUUAAUUCUCGGGAGGAAGCUGAGAGAUUUCUUCAUUGCACUCAUAUCACCGGGGAAUUAGAAAUUAGGGUCUCAGAAGGUGACAUAACGCCAGUUCUAGAGGACACAAUGAAGGAUAUUAAAGAGAUCUCAGGAACUCUGAAAAUAUCUCGUUCCUUUGCUCUCGUCUCCCUGUACUUCUUCAAGUCCCUGGAGCUCAUCAAGGGUGAGAACACGAACGAGAAGUUCAGCAUCACUAUAAUGGAGAAUGAGAACCUCCAGAAGCUAUUCCCAGGGAACGUGAAGGUUGAGGCUGGGAAGGCGUUUAUCCACUACAACCAGAAACUCUGCAUGGAGGAGAUUAACAAUUUUAUUGAGAAGAGUGGGCUCAGGAAACCAGGGGUCUACGAGGUGUCUAGCGUCACCAAUGGGAACAAGGCCGUCUGCAGCAAGGAAAAGCUUUGGUUUAAUAUCACUGGUAUUCACGGUAGGGCAUUUGUCUUCGAAUUUGAAAACUAUCGACAGAACUUGUACCUACGUGCAGAGGAGGACGUUAAUGCACUAAUUGGAUAUGAGAUAUACUAUCGAGAGAUCAGUGAAGAGCAGUAUGUUGCAAAGAACAUCAGUAAAUUUGAGGGUUUGGAUGCUUGCGGUGGGAACACUUGGAACGUGCAGGAUAGGAGGCCCAGUGAUAACUUGGGAACGUGUGAAAAUUCCAAAGACUGCAAUCUCCCAGCAAACCAAGAUGAUUUUCCUAUCCUGGUCUAUAAACCGGAGACAGGCUGGAUAUUUGAUCUGAAACCCUUUACUCCUUAUGCAGUAUACGCCACUACCCUUAUGGUGCCGCAUCUUGCUACGAACGCAACCGGCGCGCAGUCCGAUAUAGUUUACUUUAGAACGGACAGUGAGCCCCCAGAACAGGUUAGGAACCUGAAAUGGUCCGCAGAGGAAACAUACUCAAAGCUACGAAUUAGCUGGUCUCCACCCAGACGCCCUCAUGGUAUAAUUGAUCACUAUGAUAUAAUGCUAGAAUAUAUCCCGCUCAAGGAUAUUGCUAAGAAUAGGAACUAUUGCUCCAAGAAGCCGGAGGAUAAGCCUGAGAAAGCAGAGAUUGUCGUUCCUAAACCUAAGGUGAAUGAUACAAGUAAUUGUCCCUUGUGUCAGUGCUCUAAGGACGAUGGCAAAAACUACAAUAAAAUUGAGGACUUCGGAGACGAACAUAUUGAUGAACAGGUGUUCUACAGCGAUCUCAUUAAUAAAAUCUUCACUAUACCAAUAACUAUCGGAGGGGGUGGGAAAUCAAAACGAUCCAUCCGUAGUGGAGCUGAAUCCCUCCAGCUUUUGGGACAACCGGAGGAAGAAAAAUAUGUCAGGGUUAACACUAAGACUGCAUCUGUCCAGUCAUAUGAAAAUGUUUACAACGAGACCUCGUUCAUCAACGGAUCUAACGUGUAUGGAAUCUUGUAUGAGAGAGUGAGUGGAAACCAAACUGAGAUUGUGCUCAAGGACCUGAAACACUUUGCCCUGUACCAGGUUAAGGUGAUGGCUUGUCAGGCAGAGCGUAAGUAUGAUUUGGAUUGUGUAGACAACUGUAUAAUGCAGAAGGAUUGUUCCCCUUGGUCUAUUGAUGAGGCUAAAACUCGACCCAAACCCAACGCGGACGAUAUCAUCGUAGAUGACAAUAAAUUGGAGAUAAUAUUCCCAAAUGAGACGACUGGAGACACAUAUAUCCGUUGGAGACCACCCCAGGAUCCUAAUGAGAUGAUUGUACACUACACGCUGCGCAGAAAAUCGUCUAUGUCUGAUGACGCGUCAAACAGCUACAUGGAGCAGUGCAUAUCGUUGAACCAGUUAAUUGAACUAGAUGAUGGUAGAGUUGAAUACCAUUUAACCACGGAGGGUGAAUACUUAAUCAGUUUAAGAGCUGUCUCUCUUUACUCCUCUGGAGGCUGGACCAGCUGGCAGAAGGUGAAGGUUAAGACUACUGCUAGUUACUACUGGAUUGCUAUUGUUGUGGUUAUUCUCCUUCUCCUGAUUGCCGGGUUGAUGGUAGGAUUCGUGGUGCGGCAUAAGAAGAAGAAUCCGAUCCUAGAAUGGGAGAUUGUUUCCAGGAACCCGGAUUAUCUCGACACGGGUUGUGUUUACCAGAUGGAUGAGUGGGAAGUUCCCAGAGAUUUAAUAAUAAAGGGAGAAGAGCUGGGGAGCGGAUCUUUCGGAGUUUGUCAUAAAGGAAUCUACAAUUAUCCAGAUAAGGGUCCUGUUUCUGUUGCGAUAAAAACUGUUCCGGAGCGCGCCACCUUUAGACAGCGGAUUGAGUUCCUGAACGAGGCAAGCGUGAUGAAGGAGAUCAAUACUGCUCACGUGGUCAAGUUGCUCGGCGUGGUGAGCCAGGGUCAACCCACCCUGGUUCUCAUGGAGCUUAUGGAGAACGGAGAUUUGAGAAAGUAUUUGAGAAGUUUGAGACCUGAUAAUAAUAAUAGAGGUGGAGACCCACCUACCCUACAGCGGACCCUGCAGAUGGCUCUUGAGAUAGCUGACGGAAUGGCGUAUCUGAGUGUGAGGAAAUAUGUGCACAGGGAUUUGGCUGCGCGUAACUGCAUGGUGAGUUCGGAUCUUGUGGUAAAGGUUGGAGACUUUGGUAUGGCCCAGGACGUGUAUGAGAGGGAAUACUACAGGACGGAGGGAAGAAGGUUGCUUCCGGUCAGAUGGAUGGCCCCAGAGUCACUUAGGGACGGAAAGUUCACUUGUAAAUCUGAUGUUUGGAGCUACGGAGUAGUACUCUGGGAGAUGGCAACCCUGGCAGAACAACCAUAUCAAGGAUGGUCUAAUGACGAGGUUGUAAGAUUGGUGAAGGAAGGGAAUGUUAUGCCUAAACCUGAAAACUGUCCUGAUAUUGUCUAUGAUCUGAUGAAGGAGUGCUGGAGUCGAAACCCCGACCAUCGACCCUCAUUUAUCGAUAUCUGUGAACGACUGCUACCUGAGGCGACGGAGAAAUUCCGAUCGAAUGCGUUCUAUUUGUCCAGCCAAGGAGCUGAGGCAAUAGCUAACCAGCAAGCUCAACGACAAGCCCUAGAGGAGGCGGAACAUCUAACCCCACUAACCAAUAACGGACGAAUGAACGGAGAGAAUGGAGAUUUUAGUCAAGGAGAGAACCACGCUAUGCGUGAGCUAAGGAGUCCAGGACAUGUUAGUUUCUCAAACAACGGAGGUGGCUCCCGGAGUAAGAGCAACGGAGUACUACAAAGACUCCGAAACAAGUCCGGAAGCACCUCUGGAGAGGCCUGAACCAGGGAGUUUUAACUCUCCCAACUCUUUUUAAGAAUCCCGAGAAUGUGCAAACCUUACAAGAAUGCCUGAAACACAAAUUUGUGUCUAAACG
Molecule: messenger RNA, 5461 nt
Organism: Eurytemora carolleeae
Lineage: Eukaryota; Metazoa; Arthropoda; Copepoda; Calanoida; Temoridae
Product: insulin-like growth factor 1 receptor
Exons: 18
Coding region: 100-5367 (1755 amino acids)
Biological process (GO): multicellular organism development; cell surface receptor protein tyrosine kinase signaling pathway; protein phosphorylation
Cellular component (GO): insulin receptor complex; axon; membrane
Molecular function (GO): insulin receptor activity; ATP binding; insulin receptor substrate binding
Source: RefSeq, a predicted model, not a curated record